CCCUGCUCGCAUCAUUUUUCAUUUCUGUUUCGAUGAAUGAUGAUUAUUGUUUUGAUCCAUCCUUUUCAUUACAUUCGAAGCUGCGACGUUAUAUUCGUACCGGUGUUUGAACUCGAACACGUACUCCCACUCGCAACGAAAUCGACCGCCGGAUCCGAACACCUUUCAGUAUUGUCCCACGAAUGAUAUCUCAGCAAUGAGCGAAGCCGGGCCGGAUCAAACCAACACGGGGGACCUCCGCAAGGCGCUCCAGCACGCUGUUUGCCAGAUCGUUUGGGACCAGGAUCGRCAGGACGGGGCCAGGACCGCCCCGAGUGCCAUUGCGGCCCUGACUGAGCUCACCUUCCAGUACGCKACKAAGUCGCUUAUCCCCGAUCUCUACGCCUUUUCGACGCACGGAAAUCGAAAGUCGACCAUUUCUCCAGACGACGUCGCAYUGGCACUSAGAAAGCUGGGSCCCGAUCGCCUGGAAAGCUUCAAGAGUGAGUUCUGUAGCAACAACGGAAGCAAAAAGCUUCCCRCUAGAGACACAAACGCAUCGGCAGCCGCCAAACUCGGAAAAAAARACAWCUUGAAAAGAUCAGCAGCGAUUUCCGGACAUGGACAGGACGAACGUCGACGGAAGAGAAACGAGACCGAUGUUUUGUCCUUGGGCUCGUCGUCUUCCUCCUCCUCGGACGAAGAAACCUACGGCCAUCCGAGUCACAGAAACAAAAAUCGCAAGCGAAGGUCAGUCUGUAAUACUACCUCYGGUGCAUUUGCUACUGGUCGGACCCAUUUUGCUGGUUCGUCUCCUUUGCAUAAUAAGCAAACGAGCGCUGCGGCUACUUCUACUAACAAUACUAAUCACAGUACAAUGAGUAGAACGAGCAACCAAAGAGAAUCCCUGUUGAACAAGUUCCGAAUACCAGUAUCCACUCGCAAUAAAAAAUGUAGCAACAAGAAUUUAGAGCAAGAGGAUUCAUCUUCAAGCGAUUGCAACGAUAUCGGGAGGUUACCCAUGAAACCACUUGUCACUACUGCAACGAGGAAGUCUUCAGUAGCAGCUAAAUCAGAUCUGCAAACCGAUUCCUCUCCGAUGCUUUCCUUGAAACGAAUACAAAACAGACAGCAAAGCAAAGYRAAGUCAACAUCAUCUACUCAUUAUGGGCGAAACGAUCCCUUGUUACUAGACGAUGACAGUGACUCUACAGAAGACGAGGAUGAAUACCCAAAUAAAAAGUUAACGAUGCCCAAAUCUGUGCACACCAACACCGUCAGCCAUCAGACACACCAAAAGAAACAGCUUGAAAUUGAGGCUGACGACGACGAUAURUCGGAAAGAUACGAGUUUGAUUAUUCAGCCGGUCAGGGAGGAAAUGCACGGCGUCAAAGUAGUACUGAUGACARCAAUACCAACAGGGAAAGCGAUGGGGCAAAACCGCAAUCGCAAGUUGCGGAARCCUUGGCCAAUCUAUCUUCCGAUUCUGGGAUGGACGACAACGGCAGCGAAAACGAGACCGAAGACGAAYUACGCGUUGGUUUCAAAAAGAGUGCAUCCGGYAGCCGGAACCAUCCGGUCAUCGAAAGUGAUGACGAGGACGACUAGAAUUGUAUUUUCAUUGGUGUCUGUAGUGUUACAACAUACGA
Messenger RNA from Pseudo-nitzschia multistriata, 1629 nucleotides. The record is from the annotation of a GenBank genome assembly. Lineage: Eukaryota; Bacillariophyta; Bacillariophyceae; Bacillariales; Bacillariaceae.